Mus caroli (Ryukyu mouse) is the source of this 1785-nucleotide messenger RNA. RefSeq names its product beclin 2 (gene Becn2). The record is from RefSeq and is a predicted model, not a curated record. Gene Ontology annotation, cellular component: phosphatidylinositol 3-kinase complex, class III, type I; phagophore assembly site; phosphatidylinositol 3-kinase complex, class III, type II. Gene Ontology annotation, biological process: late endosome to vacuole transport; autophagosome assembly; mitophagy. NCBI's taxonomy places the organism in Eukaryota, Metazoa, Chordata, Mammalia, Rodentia, Muridae. Gene Ontology annotation, molecular function: protein-macromolecule adaptor activity; phosphatidylinositol 3-kinase binding.
GCAAAGAAAACUAGACUCUGGUGGGAGUGUAGAACUCUAGAAUGUCUCCUGCCCUCUUCCUGUGCCAGCGCUGCAAAGAACCCCUGAAAUGCUUACAGCAGCAGGGGGGGCCCUUGGAAGUCCAGCACCACGCCAAUCCCCGCACAGAGAUUCCAGUUUCUGGAGAGUCCCAGGUCAGGACCUCCGGCAGACCCCAAUCUGACGGUGGCAGGGUGUCCCAGGGAAGUGCCCUCUGUGCUUUUACUCUGCUUACCUCUGGCGGACCCGACUCUGAAGGUGGCACGACGCCCCAGGAAAGUGCCUGCUGUAUCUUUACUCUGCUUGGUGAAUCUGCCUCCAUGAGAACUAUGAACACUAUCCAAAAUACUGUCUUAGAGACCUUCGAAAUCCUCUCCGACCAAAAGGUGGUGGACCACCCGCUGUGUGUGGACUGUACCGACAAUCUUCUGAUGCAACUAGACGACCAGCUCGCUCUCCUGGCAUCUGACAACCAGAAGUACAAAAGUUUCCAGGACAGAGAGUUGCUGGUGAGUGAGGAAGAGAGGGAGGCGCUACACGUGGAGCUUUGUGCUGAACUGUCCAGUCUGGAGCAGGAGGAAGCAAGGCUGACCCAGGAGCUGGAGGAUUUAGACGGCCAACAUGCAAAGGUAGCCGCCGAACUCAGAGCAGCCCAGGCCGAGAGCAAGGAGCUGUAUAAACAGCAUGAGCAGCACAGGGUCGAGUACUCUGUUUUCAAGAUGGAACAGCUGGAGCUGAUGGACCAGCUGAGCAGUGUGGAGAACCAGUUGGCGUAUGCCCUGAGUCAGCUGUAUCGCUUAAGAGAGACCAAUAUCUUCAACACCACAUUUACCAUUUCAGAUGAGGGUCCCUUGGGUGUUAUCAACAAUUUUAGGCUGGGCUGUCUCCCCGGGGUCCGGGUGGGCUGGACUGAGAUCAGUUCUGCCUGGGGACAGACAGUCUUACUGCUCUUCAGCUUGUCCAAGAUAGCUGGACUGCAAUUCCAGAGAUAUCAACUGGUUCCCUUUGGGGACCAUUCCUAUCUCAAGUCCUUGACUGGUGAUGGCGUGCUGCCCUUAUUCUCUGAUGGGAGCCAUAGCGUCUUCUUGAAUAACAAGUUUGACUGUGGGAUGAAGGCCUUCCUGGACUGUCUUCAGCAGUUUGUGGAGGAGAUGGAGAGGGAUGAGAGAUGCCCCUGCCUGCCCUAUAGGAUCCAUGUGAAGGAAGGGCUGAUGGAGGAUGUCUGGGACAGUGGGGAGUGCUGCUCCAUCAGGACCCAUCUGAACACGGAGGAGGAGUGGUCCAGGGCUCUGAAAUUCAUGCUUUCGGACUUGAAGUUGAUCCUUGCUUGGGCUUCCUUAAGGUUUUCCAGAGUCCAGAGGCCUUAAGCCCUUCCCUGGUGCCACCACUGCCUUAGACCCCUGAGUGCUGACUGGGCUUGUAUGAACCAACCAAGAAUGAACGAAAAUUACAUGUAUUUGCUCAGCGUGACCCAGAUGUCACUGCUGUGGUCCUUAGACCCUCGUCUCUUUCCCUUGUAGCUGUUUCUCUUGUUCCCCUACACCCAGGCAUUCAAGGUGACAAGGAGAAGGAAUUGCCAGGAGAAGUGGGGCUGAGGCCUGAACUUCCUGAAGAAUUCUGUGGUGACUUUACUGUUUACAGUGGACCUUUGGAGGGCAGCAGUCAUGGGGUGGGACCGUUCAGGGACUGAGUUUCUGUUGUUGUAUAGUAUAACCCUUUCCUUUUCAUCUCUAAGAUGAUUUCAAUAAAUGUCAUGUUCUUAAAUGA